AAAAAAGCAUUCGCAAGGAAGCAAUAACACAGUAACUAACGCACGCCCGCCCGCCCUCCACCUUGGUUAAAAAUGGUCACAUUUUCUUCUACUUGUCCUGCUUCCAUUCUAAAUUGGAAGACCUGAAAUAAUACCCUCCUCUUCUCUGCUUCCAAUUCACCGGCCACCAUGCCAAUGGCCUCCUUUUCUCCUCUGUUUCUCCUCUGUUUUCUCUACUUCUUUUCUGCUGUCAAAUCCGACGAACUUCAAAUACUACUCAACCUCAAAACCUCCCUUCAAAACUCACAUACUAAUGUAUUCGAUUCCUGGGAUUCAACUAAUUUCAUCUGCGACUUCACUGGAAUUACUUGCACUUCAGAUAAUUCCGUCAAGGAAAUUGAACUUUCCAGUCGAAACUUAUCUGGAGUGCUUCCUCUUGAUAGAGUAUGCAAUCUUCAAUCUUUAGAGAAGCUUUCACUAGGCUUCAAUUCCUUAUCUGGUGUAAUCUCAGUUGACUUGAAUAAGUGUACGAAGUUACAAUAUCUAGACCUCGGCAACAAUCUUUUUAGCGGUCCAUUUCCAGAGUUUCCUGCUUUGAGUCAAUUACAGCAUCUUUUCUUGAACCAAAGUGGAUUCUCCGGUGUUUUUCCUUGGAAAUCGUUGGAUAAUAUCACGGAUCUUGUUACGCUGAGCGUGGGAGAUAAUCUUUUCGAUCCAACUCCAUUUCCGCCGCAAAUUGUAAAGCUAACCAAGUUGAAUUGGCUUUACUUAUCGAAUUGCAGCAUCAGCGGCACGAUUCCUCAAGGUAUAAGAAAUCUUUCUGAGCUGAUAAACUUUGAAGCUUCUGACAAUAACCUAUCCGGAGAGAUUCCUUCAGAAAUAGGAAUGCUCAAGAAUCUUUGGCAGCUGGAGCUCUAUAACAACAGCUUGACUGGUGAAUUACCUUUUGGACUUCGAAACCUGACAAAACUGGAGAACUUUGAUGCCUCCAUGAACAACCUAAAGGGCAAUUUAUCUGAAUUGAGAUUCCUGACUAAUCUCGUAUCUCUGCAGCUGUUCUAUAAUGGACUUUCUGGUGAGAUUCCGGCCGAAUUUGGCCUGUUCAAGAAACUGGUGAAUCUUUCUUUGUAUGGAAACAAGUUAACCGGCCCACUUCCUCAACAGAUUGGUUCUUGGGCUAAAUUUCAUUUCGUUGAUGUAUCUGAGAAUUUCUUGACGGGUACAAUUCCACCGAAUAUGUGCAAGCAAGGGACUAUGCAACAACUUCUCAUGCUCCAGAACAAUCUCACCGGCGAAAUUCCCGCUAGUUAUGCAAGUUGCAAGACGUUAAAGAGGUUCAGAGUUAGCAAAAACUCGCUUUCCGGCACCGUUCCUGCUGGAAUAUGGGGAUUGCCUGAUGUGAACAUAAUUGAUGUAGAAGAAAAUCAACUUGAAGGUCCGGUGACUCUUGAUAUUGGGAAUGCUAAAGCUCUUGGGCAGCUUUUCCUGGGAAACAAUCGCUUGUCAGGUGAAUUACCUGAGGAGAUUUCAGAAGCUACGUCGUUGGUUUCGAUAAAGUUAAAUGAUAAUCAGUUUUCAGGCAAGAUACCGCAGAACAUUGGCGAACUUAAGCACUUGAGUAGCCUUAAUUUGCAGAACAAUAUGUUCUCUGGUUCAAUACCAGAGUCAUUAGGCACUUGUGAUUCUCUUACUGAUAUAAACAUAGCUUAUAAUUCACUUUCUGGUGAAAUCCCAUCAUCAUUGGGAUCAUUACCAUCUCUAAAUUCUUUGAAUUUGUCGGAGAAUCAUCUUUCAGGUGAAAUUCCAGAUAGCUUGUCAUCUUUGAGGCUAAGCCUUCUUGAUCUAACCAACAAUAGGUUGACCGGUCGCAUACCGCAAUCUCUAUCAAUUGAAGCUUACAAUGGUAGCUUCGCAGGAAAUUCCGGUCUUUGCAGCCAAACUGUGAGCACUUUUCAGCGAUGCAAGCCUCAAUCUGGGAUGUCCAAAGAAGUCCGUACACUCAUCGCUUGCUUUAUCGUAGGUGCAGCGAUCUUGGUUAUGUCACUUGUAUACUCUUUGCAUUUAAAGAAGAAAGAAAAGGAUCAUGACCGUUCUCUGAAGGAAGAAUCUUGGGAUGUUAAGUCCUUUCAUGUGUUGACAUUCGGCGAGGAUGAGAUUCUUGAUUCCAUUAAAGAAGAGAAUGUAAUAGGAAAAGGAGGAUCCGGAAAUGUGUAUAGAGUAUCACUUGGCAAUGGUAAAGAACUUGCUGUGAAGCACAUUUGGAAUACAGAUUCUGGUGGCAGGAAAAAGAGCUGGAGCACGACACCAAUGCUUGCUAAAGGAAGAGGAAAGUCUAAAGAAUUUGAUGCUGAAGUACAGACGUUGAGCUCAAUAAGGCAUGUGAAUGUAGUGAAGCUGUACUGCAGCAUUACUAGUGAGGAUUCAAGCCUGUUGGUAUACGAGUAUAUGCCUAAUGGAAGUUUAUGGGACCGGCUGCAUACUUCAAAGAAAAUGGAACUUGACUGGGAGACUAGGUAUGAGAUUGCAGUGGGAGCAGCUAAGGGACUUGAGUAUCUGCAUCAUGGAUGCGACAGACCAAUUAUUCACAGGGAUGUGAAGUCUAGUAAUAUUUUGUUGGAUGAGCUGUUGAAGCCUAGGAUUGCUGAUUUUGGGCUGGCCAAAAUUAAAGCCGAUGGUGGUAAGGACUCCACACAAGUCAUUGCUGGUACUCAUGGUUACAUAGCUCCUGAAUAUGGGUACACAUACAAGGUCAAUGAGAAGAGUGACGUGUAUAGCUUUGGGGUGGUGCUAAUGGAGCUUGUCAGCGGAAAAAGGCCGAUAGAACCGGAGUACGGGGACAACAAAGACAUAGUGGAUUGGAUCUCCAGCAACUUGAAGAGUAAAGAGAGAGUGUUAAGUAUCGUUGACUCCAGAAUUCCUGAAGUUUUCAGGGAAGAUGCCGUUAAAGUUUUGAGAAUUGCAAUUCUUUGCACUGCAAGACUUCCAACGUUAAGACCCACCAUGAGAAGUGUUGUUCAAAUGUUAGAAGAUGCAGAACCAUGUAAGCUGGUCGGAAUUGUCAUUAGUAAAGAUGGCGCCAGCAAGAAAAAGGAAGCGACAGAUGAGGAGUAAGAUCAAUCCUGCAUGUAAUCGUUUCUUAGAAAGAUUCUCCAAAUUCUACUAGUCGGAACUUGUAGUAAUAGUGUAACAUAUUAGAGUUAAGAUAGCUUGUAACAUAUUAGCUAGAGUAUGCAAUUUCUAUGCUUAUAAGAAUGCAGAGAGCCAGUGGUCUCUCUUUUUUGUGUUUGUACAACUGAAGGAGAUGCCAAAUUUCAAUAAAAUUGAUGGGCCUUUUUGUUUCUCUCA
This is a messenger RNA of Ricinus communis (castor bean), 3324 nucleotides long. Its product is annotated as receptor-like protein kinase 7. The transcript is spliced from 2 exons. Gene Ontology annotation, molecular function: receptor serine/threonine kinase binding; protein kinase activity; ATP binding. Bases 169 to 3090 code for a protein of 973 amino acids. Lineage: Eukaryota; Viridiplantae; Streptophyta; Magnoliopsida; Malpighiales; Euphorbiaceae. Gene Ontology annotation, biological process: protein phosphorylation. The record is from RefSeq and is a predicted model, not a curated record.